AUGGUGGCCCUGAUCACCCCCUUCACAGACGACAAGACCGCCAUUGACGAAGGCCGUCUGCAAGCACACAUCGAGCACCUGAUCAAAGCAGGCGUGCACGGUCUCGUUCCAGGCGGCAGCACAGGCGAAUUCACCACAAUGACCGUCGCCGAGCGCAAGCAGCUAACAGAGCUGUGCGUUAAGUUUGCCGCUGGCCGCGUCCCCGUCGUCGCUGGCACAGGCAGUCUCUCAUCCGCCGAGGCCGUCGAGCUCUCCGUACACGCCGCCAAAGCCGGCGCCGCAGCCACAAUGGUCGUGCCCCCCUUCUACGACCCCGUCAUCCUGGAGCAGCUGCACGAGCUUCUCAAUGAGAUCCACACGGCCUCCGGUCUGCCCAUUGUCUUCUAUAAUAUUCCUUCUGCGUCGGGAAUCACCCUGUCCCCCACUGAGAUCGCCGGUCUGUCUAAGGUCGGCGUCAAGUAUCUGAAGGAUACCUCUGGUAAUGCCCCGGCCCUGACGGAGCUUAUCUUUUCUCUGUCGGAUCAGAUUACCUCGUUUAAUGGAUGGGAUACUUUGACUUUCUAUGGUCUUGCUGCUGGCGCCCCCGGUGGUGUCUGGGGUGCAGCGAAUAUUAUUCCUGAGUUGGCCGUUGAGCUUUAUGAGGCUGUUUCUGUUAAGGGGGAUUUGAAGCGUGGUCGUGAGAUUUGGGCUAAGGCUUUCCCCAUUUGCAAGUUCCUUGAGUCGCAUAACUACGCUGCUGCUGUUAAAACUGGUGUUGAGUUGAUUGGCCAGCCCACUGGUGGCUUGCGCAAGCCUUUCGCUCUUCUCAACCCGGAGUUGACGGCGGAACUUAAGCAAUUGCUGCAGAAUGCUGGUGUUAAGACUGUUUAG
This is a messenger RNA of Penicillium mononematosum, 870 nucleotides long. RefSeq names its product dihydrodipicolinate synthase family protein. Gene Ontology annotation, molecular function: N-acetylneuraminate lyase activity. Lineage: Eukaryota; Fungi; Ascomycota; Eurotiomycetes; Eurotiales; Aspergillaceae. Gene Ontology annotation, cellular component: cytosol. The transcript has a single exon. Gene Ontology annotation, biological process: N-acetylneuraminate catabolic process. The record is from RefSeq and is a predicted model, not a curated record. Bases 1 to 870 code for a protein of 289 amino acids.